GAGAGCAUGAAUUCACUGUCAGCUUUAAACACUGAAGGAGGAGACUGAACGUGUUUCUGGCAAACAUGAAGUCAGACAUCUGGUAUUUCUUUCUCUUCUGCUUCCAACUUGAAGUUCUAAGAGGAGAAAUAAAUGAUUCUAAGAUGUUCGCAUUUCACAAUGGAGGUGUGCAAAUUAUAUGCAAACACCCUGAGGCUAUCCAGCAAUUUAAAAUGCAGUUGCUGAAAGGGAGGCAAAUACUCUGUGAGCUCACCAAAACAAAGAAAAGUGGAAACAUGGUGUCCACCGUUAAGAAUUUGGAGUUCUGUCAACCUCAGUUAACCAAUAACAGCAUCUCUUUUUUUCUAUAUAACCUGGACAGUUAUCAUGCCAGCUAUUACUUCUGCCAACUAAUAAUUUUUGAUCCUCCUCCUUAUCGUGUAGAGACUUUUAGUGGAGAAUACUUGCAUGUUCAUGGAGAAAUAAAUGAUUCUGCUAAGCCUGAGAUGUUCGCAUUUCACAACGGAGGUGUGCAAAUUAUAUGUAAACACCCUGAGACUAUCCAGCAAUUUAAAAUGCGGUUGCUGAAAGGGGGGCAAUUACUCUGCGAGCUCACCAAAACGAAGGAAAGUGGAAACACGGUGUCCACCGUUAAGAAUCUGGAGUUCUGUCAGUUAUCCAAUAACAGCGUCUCGUUUUUUCUCUAUAACUUGAACAGCUCCCAUGCCAGCUACUACUUUUGCCAACUAGUAAUUUUUGAUCCUCCUCCUUAUCGUGUAGAGACUCUCAGUGCAGAAUAUUUGCAUGUUUAUGAAUCACAGCUUUGCUGCCAACUGAAGCUCUGGUUGCCCAUCAUAUGUGCAGCUUCUGUUGUACUCUACGUUUUUGGAUGUAUAUUUAUUUGUUGGCUUACAAAAAAGAAGUAUCAGUCCAUUGUGCAUGAACCUAACAGUGAAUACAUGUCCAUGGCGGCAGUGAACACAGCUAAAAUACCUGGACCCAGAGAUGUGCCCUUUAACCUGGAACUCUCUGGCCCCCAGGCCUGAACCACACUGGCCAGCUCACCACAACUUGAAGUACAAGAUUAUCUCCUUUCCUGGACCAGAGAGUCUGACCUGACUUGACUACAUGCAUCGCCUGCUGGUGUUUUGUUCAGUCUGAACCAGUGACUCUAUCAGUCAACAGGGAUUUAUUUCAGUAGACUGCCUCCAUACUGCUGAGUUCUCGCAAAACAAACACCUUCUUGAAAAGAGCUGUAUAGAAAGCCCAGCUCCUGUGUGCUCAGCAAAUAGACCUCGUUGGGGAGGAAUCCCUGUCUUCAUAUCUGCUCCUAGGAAUGCAGCAGCCAGUAAAACAAACACAUCUACAAAAUUCUUUAAAAGAUGUUAAGGGUACUGAAUCUGCAGAGCAAAUGGGCAGCCCUAGCCAGCAUCUGUCCACAUGUCACUAACACAUUACCUCUUCUUUCCGUAGAGAUGAGCAUUCCUUUUUUAAUCAGACGGUAGAGGGAGGUACUUCAAAACUGUUGCUAUUUUAUUGCUGUUUCAUUUUCAUUAUGUUUUAUACUGUCCUAAUACAAUAGUUCACAGUACUCUCUUGUUCAACUUCGGAUAUUUCCAAACCUCAGUCGACCACCCCACCAACAGUUUAAAUACCUUCUCUUGCCCUCAAAUUUAUCUGCUAAAAUACUUGUACAUGAGUACUUGACUAACAGAAAAAACAAAAACCUAUUGUCAUUGAGUUGAUUCUGACUCAUGGAGAUUCCAUAUAUUAUGGAGUAGAACUGUGCUCCAUAGGGUUUUCUCGGCCAUAAUCUUUAAGAAGGCAGAAUUCCAGGCCUUUCUUCCACAGCACCACUGGGUGGGUUCGAACCACCAACCUUUAGGUUAGUAGUUGAACACGAACUGUUUGUGCCACCCAAGGACCUGACUACUUGAUAGCCACUCUGAAUAAGGGAGCUACUUCUACAUUUUUUUCCCUCUGCUGCUCAGUCAAAUACCGUAAUGGACAUAAUUUGCCUAUGUUCUCUCUAUAAGAGUACAUUUGCCCCAGAAUACGUCUUAUUUUCCCAAAUUCAGUUAAAAUGGGUUACUUUGGUAACAUUAGUGGCAGGGAACAUUGCCCAAAAUCAAACACAACUAUAUUGUUAUCCCAUUUUCUAUCAUUACCUAUGUGUUUAUGGUGCUAUUAAUUACCAGCUAGGCUAUUUUUACAGAUCAGAUUAAAACUGUAAACAGACAAACAAAACCAUCUUUAGCUGUCAAACGUUGUCCUGUGGUACAGCCACUUACCCGUUUAGCACAAAAGCUGUAGCUACUAGAGGUUGCUGCCAAACCGCAGCCAUGCUACCUCUGGGCUUGACAGGUCAAAAUGGAGAAAUUCCAUCCCCCUGAGCCUGGAGCAGCUCUCUGGACCUGGGAGGAAUUCCAAGGGCUGAGAGACUCCCCAGAAUCAGGGGCAAUUGGAUGCUCUUGACCCCAGAGGUUAAAAUCACCUUGGGAACCACAGUGACUUGACCUGCACCCAUGACUCUACGAUCUGCGGAGAAGGACAGAUUUGCCAGGGGAACAGGAAGCUUCCACGUGCCUAGAAAUCAUUCAGCACAGAAACUGGCCCUGGGCCUUCAAAAUAGGCUCCCUUUGAAUAUGAUUUGGCUGGAAAGAGUCUUAAAUACGUGUAACGUGAUUAUUCUCAGUUGGACUAUUUUCUUCACUUCCUGUCUGCAGGCCCGAGUUUUCGGAAGUAACUAAUGUGUAUGCAACAUUCUAAACUUUAGGUAAAAUGGGGUUAUUUAGUAGUUUUAAAUUUGUAGUUGCCUGCCUGUAGUUUACGUUAAAAGUGAGCUCCUAUGUACCAUUAUGCAUACCUAUAUUAUUUUAAGUAUGUGUAAUGUGGAUGUGUACAGUACAGUACUGAAUUUGUCAUUUGAAUCAAGUGUGGUGUACUCUGUUUUCAGAUGACUUGGACAACUUGUCUGGCUUUGCAGAGAUGUAUACUGGGUAGAUCGCAGCUUUCUGUGUCGGGGGAGGACUGCCUUCGUGUGGUGUAUCUGGCCUGGUUACCCAAGCUCUGUCCCUGCAGCUCCCUUAUCCCCAAACUGGACAUUUCAAUCAUUAAAGAACAAAAUUUCUGUGAAAUGAAAACUUUUUGUAUGGGAGCCACUUAUCAAAUUGAUUUUUAGCAGUAAUAGUAAGCUAAAGAAUAAACAUUUGAUAUUCAGCAUCUGAAAAUAUCUCACGGUGUUUUCUUUGGGGGAGGGAAAUGAUCAUUUUAGCCAGCAGUUUCAAAUUUGACCUUGAAUUUUUUAAAGUAGUUACAUUGCUUGAAACAGCUGGUUUUCUACUUUUCCUUUCCUUUCCUUUCUUCUCCCCUCCCCUCUUUCUUUCCUUCAUUUAAAAAAAUGUUCAAACAAGCACAGUCUUAUUAAAAAAGUUGAAGAUACAGCAAAAGGACUGAUCUUUUCUUGAGUAAGUUUCUGACCUAAUGCCCUGUCACCUCCGAAUACCUCAGUAUGUAUUUCUUACAAAUGAGAACACUCUUCUCCAUAACUACAAGUACAACCAUCAAUAUCAGAAAAUCAACAUUGAUACAUUGUUACCAUCUGAUCUUCGGACCUGGCUCAAGUUUUGCCAGUUGUUACAGCAAAAGAUUGCAUUCAGAAUCUUCCUUGGGAUUUAGUUGUCACGUCUCUAGUGUCCUUCAGUCUGGACAGCUCCUCAGUCUAGACUUUCAUAACCUUGGCACUUUUGAAGAUUAUAAGCCAGUUAUUUUAUACAAUGUCCUUCAAUCUGGGUAUUAUGGUGUUUCUUCAUGAUUAAAAUCAGGUUAUCUAUUUUUGACAAAAAUAUACAGAACUGAUGCCGUGUUCUUUUCAUUGCAUCUUACUAGGACACAUUCUGGGAAGCAUUGUUCUUUUUGUGCUGUGUUUGAUUUCUAGCAAAUAACAUUGGCUACAGCAUUAUCCCUUCAGUCUUAAAAGAAAGUCACUAAGAGACUAAGGACUUUGCUGGGGGGUUCCCCUAUAACCUUUCCUUUCACUCUCAACUGGGGUUUCCUAUACUUAGGAUGUCCCACCUCCUUCUCUAAAUCUCUUUUUGAAACUCUCCAUCACUUCCUUGAGAAAACUCUAGUUAUUAUCUCAUUUAGACUCUUGGUCUUGUCCAGUGGAUCAUGUUCCAAGUCGGAGUCCUGCAGUCAUGAGUAGAGUUUUGGGUUGAACCUCAUACUCAGCUGUGUAGGUGCUGGGGUAGAGGAAGGGCUGGGGGUCUGCGCUUCAGUCCUGUGGGUAAUGAUGAACUCAAGUCCUUCAAUUCCACUUUCCUUUUCAUUACUUCCACUGAAAGAAGCUGUGGACCUAUUGGCUUCCUUGCUACUUGGUCUAUUAAAGUGAGCACAUCCCUGAACAAUAAACUGUACU
This is a messenger RNA of Loxodonta africana (African savanna elephant), 4396 nucleotides long. RefSeq names its product inducible T cell costimulator (gene ICOS). Bases 66 to 1025 code for a protein of 319 amino acids. The transcript is spliced from 6 exons. The record is from RefSeq and is a predicted model, not a curated record. NCBI's taxonomy places the organism in Eukaryota, Metazoa, Chordata, Mammalia, Proboscidea, Elephantidae. Gene Ontology annotation, biological process: T cell costimulation; cell-cell adhesion; T cell tolerance induction.